AGCAUUUUCAAUUUUCGUUUUCGUCGUGAAACUGUGCACCAAAUCAAAGAAAAGCAUUAAAAAAGUGUUGCACAAUGAACACACUCGGUCCUAAAAAGGACGGAAGUCCCAACAUCGACUUUUUCCAAUCGCCGGAGACGCUGCAAGGCUUCGAGUCCAUACGACAAUGGCUACAAAAGAAUUGUAAAAAGUACUUGGCGCACAGCUCGGAGCCGAUCACAAAGGAGUCACUUGCCCAACUGCUAAUACUUUUUCUGCAAUAUGUGGAGGCGAAAUUAGGUAAAACCUCUGCUGAACCGCCGGCGACGAGAAUCCCGAUGCGCUGUUUUCUGGAUUUUAAAAACGGUGGUGGUCUCUGCAUCAUUUUCUCGACCAUGUUUCGCUUUCGAGCCGAGCAACGUGGGAAAAAAUUUGACUUUUCCAUUGGCAAGAAUCCAACACGCAAAGAUCCCAACAUACAACUGCUGAUCGAGAUCGAACAGGCACUUGUCGAGGCCGAUCUCUAUCGCAUACCCUACAUUUUCAUCAGGCCGGAGAUCGAGAAGAGCUUUGAGGCGCGUCUGCGUGAGAUUCUUGACAAUCGACGUGUGGAGAUCGUCACCGAUGAGGAGGAUGCAACGCACAUUGUCUAUCCUGUUGUGGAUCCACAUCCUGAUGAGUACGCUCGUCCUAUUUUUAAGCGUGGCAAUCAUGUCAUGCUUCACUGGUACUAUUUUCCCGAAUCCUAUGACUCGUGGACUCUAAAUAGCUUCGAUUUGCCGGACAAUAUACCGGAGAAUCCGGAAUCACCUGCAGAACGCUGGCGAGUGGCCGCCUCUUGGAUAUUGGAUCUGGAGCAGUAUAACGAGUGGAUGACCGAGGAUGAUUACGAGGUGGAUGAGCAGGGCAAAAAGAAGAUGCAUAAGCAACGCAUGUCCAUCGAUGACAUCAUGUCCUUUGGCGAUGAUAAAAAGAAGCCAACCACCACCAGCAGCAGCAGCGGUGGUGGCACCACCGGCAAGCAGAAACGACGCCGCUCGCCGUCGCCCACAACUUCCACAUCGACAUCGAAGCCGGGCAAGCGAAAGCGUUCCCCGGCCGUCAUACACAAGAAGUUACGCAAUGACGACGACGACGAGGAUCUCACCCGGGAUCUGGACGAUCCGCCGGCUGAGCCUAAUAUACAGGAGGUGCACAAGGCAACGCAUUCGACGUUACAAUCAACAGCCAGCCCAGCGCCAGGUAAUAAAUCCCGUGGUGACAACGAUAUGAUGCCCAUCAAAGGUGGCACCAUGACCGAUCUGGAUGAUGAAAUGACUGGCGGCAGUGGCGCUCAAGCUCUGUCCACCGGUGACGGUGACAAUUCGCAGACGGGCAAGACAAGCGAUAAUAGCAAUACGCAAGAGUUCUCAUCCUCGGCCAAGGAAGACAUGGAGGACAAUGUGACCGAGCAGACGCAUCACAUCAUUGUGCCCUCAUAUUCGGCCUGGUUCGAUUACAACUCAAUUCAUGUGAUUGAGAAGCGCGCGAUGCCCGAGUUCUUCAAUAGCAAGAACAAGUCGAAAACGCCCGAGAUUUACAUGGCCUAUCGUAACUUUAUGAUUGACACUUACAGGUUGAAUCCCACAGAGUACUUGACCAGCACCGCUUGCCGUCGCAAUUUGGCCGGUGAUGUGUGCGCCAUAAUGCGUGUGCACGCCUUCCUCGAACAAUGGGGUCUCAUCAACUAUCAGAUCGAUGCCGAUUUGCGUCCCACGCCAAUGGGGCCGCCACCCACUUCGCACUUUCACAUUUUGUCGGAUACACCGUCUGGCUUGCAGGCGAUCAAUCCGCAAAAGACACAGCAGCCGUCGGCGGCCAAGACACUGCUCGAUUUGGACAAGAAGCCGCUAGGCAAGGAGGGUGGCGUCAUGGAGUGUGACAAGAGCGCUGGCGCAGGCGGCGCCGGUGUUGGCGGUGGCUUGGGCAUCAAGGCAGAGACGCUAGAGAAUGGCGCCGCCAGCGGUUUGGCCUCUGGGGUCAGUCAAUUUGGACUAAAGUUGGAUCAGUAUGCCAAGAAGCCGGCGGCAAUGAGGAAUCGCACGGCGGCGAGCAUGUCGCGCGAGUGGACCGACCAGGAGACACUGCUGCUGCUCGAGGGACUCGAGAUGCACAAGGAUGACUGGAAUAAGGUGUGCGAACAUGUUGGCACACGCACCCAGGACGAGUGCAUUCUGCACUUUUUGCGUCUGCCCAUCGAGGACCCGUAUUUGGAGGACGAUGGCGGUUUCUUGGGUCCGCUUGGCUGCCAGCCAAUUCCAUUUAGCAAAUCCGGUAAUCCCAUCAUGUCAACAGUCGCAUUUCUCGCAUCUGUCGUCGAUCCGCGCGUCGCAGCUGCUGCUGCCAAGGCAGCCAUGGAGGAGUUUGCCGCGAUUAAAGAUGAGGUGCCAGCCACCAUUAUGGACAACCAUAUGAAGAACGUGGAGAAGGCCUCGGCCGGCGGCAAAUUCAAUCCCAAUUUCGGUCUGGCCAACAGCGGUAUUGCUGGCACAGGCAAUGACAAGGACGAUGACGAAUCCAAGGAUGGCAACAACAGCAGCUCUUCGGCACCUGGCCACGAUGAGGAAAUGAAGGAUCUUAACAAGAAAGACGCCACAGACGACGCCAAGUCCAAAGACAAAACGAAAUCGGAUAAGCUCAACACAAACACCACAGACUCAAGUUCCACAUCAACAACAACAACAACAUCAACCACAUCAGCCACAUCAACAACAACAUCAACAUCAUCAACAACAGCUACAACAACAACAACAAGCAACACGCCCACCACCAAUAACACUGAUAAAAAAUCUAAAGAUUCAGGCGGCGACAAAGCCAACAAAACAAGCGACAUCAAACCGAGCAACAACAACGCCUCAAACAAAACGGCUUCCAACUCCUCACCCACAGAGACUGGCACCACCAACAGCGAUGCGGAGAUCAAAACGGAGGACAAUAGCGGCGAUGGCGAGUCCAAGGAUGCCAGCAACGAUGCCAGCGGCGGCGGCAGUGCCUCCGCUAAGGAUGGUGGAGGCGCCUUCAGCGAGAACAAUAUGCAAACGGCAGCGGCGGCUGCUCUGGCCUCUGCUGCCGUCAAGGCCAAACAUUUGGCGGCGCUGGAGGAGCGUAAGAUCAAGUCACUGGUCGCGCUGCUAGUGGAGACGCAAAUGAAGAAGCUAGAGAUUAAGUUGCGCCACUUUGAGGAGCUGGAGGCGACCAUGGAGCGUGAACGUGAGGGACUCGAAUACCAGCGACAGCAGCUCAUCACUGAGCGCCAGCAGUUCCACCUGGAGCAGCUGAAGGCGGCCGAGUUCCGAGCCCGCCAACAAGCGCAUCAUCGCCUGCAACAGGAGCUGCAGCAGCAGGGACAGCAGGCGGCGGGCGCACCCGCUCCAGGUGCAAUGAUCUUGCCGCCGCAACAGCAACAGGCGGCACAGCAGCAGCAGCAGCAGUCGCUGCCACCGCCGCCACCCCAUCACCACCAGCAGCAGCAGCCGCCGCCGCCGCAGCAACAACAAGCGCUGCCACAGCAAUUGCAGAAUCAGCCCCAAUCGCUGGCAGCACCCUCGGCGCAGCAUCAGCCGUUGCCACCGCACAUAGCUGCUGUUGCACCGCCGAACGGUGCACCAUUUGCGGCGCCGCCAGUGGCGACGCCAACCGUGGCCGCAGCGCCGCCGCCAGCUGUUGGCGAGCUGCCGCCUGCAGCUGUGGCCCAAGCUCAGGCGCCCACGCCAAUGGACACUACACCGCCAGCUAUUGCACCACCUGUUGCUGAAGUCUCUGGCGUGGCAGCUGCUGCAGCGAGUGCUGCGUCUGCCCCAAGCAUUCCGGCGGCAAGCGUUGGCGCUGCUGUCAAUCCUCCCCCUUCAACUUAAAGCUAUGAGUAAAAACUUUAGAUUCUAAGUUGUACGCUCUCAGUAUGUACUCUAUAUCCGAUUUCUCCUCUUCCCUUCUCUUCCGUUGCCUUACCUUAUUUUGUCUGUCUCUCCCGCUUGGAUCCCUUCAUUAGUCUACUUUUGUAUUUUGUUGUAGUUCCCACAUCCACCCCCCUCUCGAGGCGCCUGCUCAUUGGUCGCCCUUCUCAAUAUUUACACCAUUUUGAACCAUGUUUCAAACCCAAAACUGCAUUAAAAUAAAAUCUAUUCAUAUGUAUGAAA
This is a messenger RNA of Drosophila grimshawi, 4154 nucleotides long. It is a transcript of the gene mor, whose product is annotated as SWI/SNF complex subunit SMARCC1. Bases 75 to 3872 code for a protein of 1265 amino acids. The record is from RefSeq and is a predicted model, not a curated record. Gene Ontology annotation, cellular component: SWI/SNF complex. Gene Ontology annotation, biological process: positive regulation of DNA-templated transcription. The transcript is spliced from 8 exons. Lineage: Eukaryota; Metazoa; Arthropoda; Insecta; Diptera; Drosophilidae. Gene Ontology annotation, molecular function: histone binding; DNA binding.